This is a messenger RNA of Vidua macroura (Pin-tailed whydah), 3813 nucleotides long. RefSeq names its product chromosome 3 C6orf120 homolog (gene C3H6orf120). The transcript is spliced from 3 exons. NCBI's taxonomy places the organism in Eukaryota, Metazoa, Chordata, Aves, Passeriformes, Viduidae. The record is from RefSeq and is a predicted model, not a curated record. Bases 714 to 1268 code for a protein of 184 amino acids.
UCGGGGGUGGUGUGACGGCUCCACCCGCUCCUAGCGACUUCCCCCUUGCCGCCGCGGGCUAGGCUCGGCCGGGCACGCCGAGCGGUUCCCGGGGCGUGCAGGGAGAGCGGCGUUCUGCCCCGCUCUUCGGCGUCAGCCUCGUCUCAGCCGCCGCGCUGCCCCGGGGCCCGCCCCGGGGUGGGGCUUUCCCGCGGCGCCCCGGCCGCGCUGUGCUGCCGCACGUCCGCGGAGUCCCCCGCUGCUCUUCCUCUCCGUGGCUGCGGCCUUGCCGGAGCCGGAGCCCCGCAGCAGGUCGGAGGUGAGCCGUGCCCGAGCCCCCGGCCGGCGGGGCGACGCUGCGCCCGACGCGGCCGCACGGCGGGAGCGGCGCGAAGCCGCCCCCUUACCCCGGAGCCGCCGCCGCCGCCCCCGGCGGAGGUCCCGGCUGCGGGGAGGCGGGGGCGAGCCGUGGCGGGCAGAGCUGCUCGUUUGUGGCUCUGUCCAAGGUCUCUUGGAAUCGCUUCUCCUCCCGAGCGCUGUGCCAGCGCCACGACGCUUUCGUUCUUUCCUAGUGCAACCUGGAAUGCCUACUGCUUCAAGUACACAUCCAGAUUUGCACCUUCACUGUCUUUUGAAGUUGAGAGGAUGAGGAUGAGAGAACAAAUAGGAUACCCUAAGCACCUCAUAUAAACUAGCACACGGACACAGGAAGAAUCCAAAUAUAACUGAAGACCAUGGCAACACACUGGAGAAGAAUCCUGACACUAUUUGUGACAGCUCAAGUACUAUUUGUUGUAAAUGCCUUUGAGGAAGAGGACGUACCAGACGAAUGGAUUCUUCUUCAUGUUGUCCAAGGUCAGAUUGGAGCAGGAAACUACAGCUAUUUGAGACUAAAUCAUGAAGGAAAGAUCGUUCUUCGGAUGCGGAGUUUAAAAGGUGAUGCAGACUUGUAUGUGUCUGAUGUGACACUUCACCCCAGCUUUGACGAGUACGAGCUACAGUCUGUGACUUGUGGCCAGGACAUUGUCCACGUGCCUGCACACUUCCGCCGCCCUGUGGGAAUAGGGAUUUAUGGCCACCCCUCUCACCUGGAGAGCGAGUUUGAAAUGAAGGUGUACUAUGAUCGAACAGUUGUUCAGUACCCGUUUGGUGAGGCUUAUUUAUCUGAGGAGAUGCAGGCAAACCAGAAAUACUCACAGUCUACAGAAGAUGAAUCUCAGGAUGAGGAGUCUGUUUUCUGGACUAUACUUAUUGGAAUCUUGAAAUUAAUACUUGAAAUCCUUUUUUAAAUUGAUGCACACUAGACUUAAGUCACACUUCAUCCUGUGAAAUUGGUAUGAAUGACUUGCUGUAAUACUUAAUACUCACUAUGUUUCCUGAAGAGAUAUUCAGGUUACAUUUCCUAAACCAGAAAGGAAGUGGGGAGAAAAAGCCAUAUUUAAUUUUAUACUGUAAAUCCUCCCCAAUAUGUAAAAUCAGCAGCCAGCACAGUAUUUGCAGUGCUCUUCAGAGAUCAGGGCUUAAAAAUGAAUGUAUAGUUGGAAUCUUGUUAAAUUCACUUAAAAUAGGUGCUUAGGAAAAUCAAUUCCAAUUCAGUAUUUUCUAUUGUUUUUUAUAAAGAAAAAUGAAUAAACUACUGCACUUCAGUCCCCCUCUCAAUUUAGAGCAUAUUUAAAAAUAAAACCUGCUUUUCUGAGCAAUCAUCUCCAGUAAAACUGAUCAGCAAUGUGGUUUGUGUAUUCAUGAAGUUGAGAAGCUUAGGGUGAAGGAAGGAGAAAUCAAUCACCUAAGGGAAUAGAUGGUCUGUAUUUUGACUGUGUGUGUUCUACAUCACAUCAGCCAUCUGUCAAACAGAGGUUGGUCCAGUCACUCAUCACCACUACAAAUCCAUGACCUGAAUCUACUGCAUGUUGCUUCACUGCUAUUACUGCAGGGAGAGGGAGCCUUCAGCUGUUGUCACUUGUCAAUAUGACAUUUUCAUCUCAUUAAAACCAACACAGCAUAUAGGUAUCUCAAACUUGAGAGGUGCUUUCUUACACUUCUCUUGAUAGCUUUUUGUGAUUGAUUUUGUUUUUCAAGCACAUAUUUAUGAAUAAGUCAUUAGCUUGCACAGAAAAUUUCUGCUGAAAGGGAUUUUCAGUGUGUUGUUGGAAGGUCAUCUCAUGUCCACUCUUCCUUAGAAGUUACUUUUACCAGGAAUACUUUUUGCUUUGGUUGAGUAUUUUAGAAUAACCAGUUGCUAUGCAAAUAAAGUACAUUAAAUUGCUCUGUAAUUUUCUUUUCACAGAGCUUACUGAUAAGUGCACUGAAAUAAACAAGUAUGUUGCUAUAAUUUUAUACAAAUGCAUGUAUAAUUUAAAUUUGAUUACUGAAAGACCUCUUUUUCAAGUGGGAAUUUGGCUUGCCUUUCUCAACACCUGACAGGACAUUAGUAACUUGUAUCACAAAAAAAUCAAUAUAUAGGCAAAGUUUAUUUAGUAAAAAGAAAAAAAAAAAGUGGUAUUGCUCCUCUUACAGAGUGGUUGAUUAAAUAGCACCAGAUUAUCACUUUAAUUAGUGCAGUUAAGUUUUGGAUAGCAAGUUUUUAGGACUUUCUUAGCCCUCCUUGCUGUUUUUCCCCCUUCUUCCUCCUCUUCUGGGUACAGGAGGGUCUUUCUGACAACAAUCACAAAUCCAGCGACCUAAGAAAAGAAAGUUAUCCAUUAUUGGGAAACUGAGUUUGUUACUCUUUUAUCUAUUUAGGCAACCCUUCACCAUUCUGUUAGAUGCUUAUCUAUUUGCAGUAUUUCCUUUAAUGUAAACAACCAAUGCUUUUAAAAUUGAGCAUCUUUUCUAUAAAGCAGCAUACACAAUUCAUGCUCAUUAUGUGUAACCACUGGCUACACCAAUCUUCAUGGACCUCAAGAAGUGCCAGCACCAUAAGGAGGUGGUUAUUAGGUAAGAGCUUUACCAACAGUGCUCGAGUUUGCCAGUCAUAUUUUAAGGUGAAUAACUACAGUUUGAGGUCAUGAAGUUACACAGAGCAGAAAUGAAUGGCAGUUGGGGAAGCAUUUAACUUUUUAUUACAACAGCUAGAAUCAAAGGCUGCUUUGGUAAUUUUGUAGUUUUGUAGACAUAUAAUCAAUUUUGAUUGUAUGCUUAGGUCAGCCUUAAAGUUAAAUCAGCCACAGAACCUGUACAAAAGUGACAGCUAGCUCCAGUGCUUCCCAAAAUGGGGCAGUACAGUGUUUUAAGUACUGUCCAGGGAAUACUGCCACUGAAUAGGUAUUCAUGAACUUAACCAUGGACUUAGAAUUACAUGUAAAGCAACAGUAUCACCUGAAUAUGUAUUCAUGAACUUAACCAUGGACUUAGAAUUACAUGUAAAGCAACAGUAUAACCUGUUAUUUUCUUUCUACUGCCCUGAGUUGGCCACAAGAUAUUCGUGACUGGCUGUUUAAAGCUACUGGCUUGCCUGCCUACCUAUGGAGGUACUUCUGUUGCAGUUUUGAUGUUUAAGAAUAAAAAAGGGAAUGAAAAGAUUUAAAGAGAUAUUUACAAAUAUUAAAUUGAGACAACUACUUCAUUUAAAAGCUAAAACAGCACAAUUAAUGGGAAAGCUACACUCUAGAAAUAUGCAGCAAUACAGUUUCUUUUACAGGUUUCUUCAAAGAAAAGGGGUAAUUAUUGUCAGUAUUUUGUGGAUAUGGAAAAAACAUAGUUCUGACUGAGCCUGAUUGGAUUAUGCUGUAAAAGCCAAUUAUAUUUCCUACACAGGAAUUGCAAGAUUUAACUGUGCACAACCAAAUUACAGAAAUAAAGCUGAGUAAAAAAAAUCAGAUCCUAUAGUGUGAA